GACUGGUGCAUCCACAUGCCUCCUCGCACAGUUUUCUGCCCGUGCAGUGAAGCAACUCCUGUGUGUCCUGUGCGAGUGGGUGUGUGUGUAUGUGCGUUUCACUCUCUGGAGUCUAGUUGUCCUUUUAACCCCUUAAUCUAUCCUCCAAGGCCAGAGAGCAGGUCCAGGACAAGCCUCAACUAUGGCAGACGCAGCGACCAACUUGCGGCUGAAGUUACCACUGGUGUGCAUCAUCCUGGAGAUCAUCCUCAUCAUCCUGUUUGGCGUCCUGGUGGAGUACAACGUUGACACGGAUGCGAAGCACUGGCAUGAGGAACUCAACAAUGGCUCAAGCAACUAUGACAACGACUUCUACUUUCGCUACCCUAGUUUCCAGGAUGUGCAUGUGAUGAUCUUCAUUGGCUUCGGUUUUCUCAUGACCUUCCUGCAACGUUAUGGCUUCAGCAGUGUGGGCUUCAACUUCCUCAUUGCGGCCUUCGCCCUGCAGUGGGCCACUCUCAUGCAGGGCUUCUUCCAUGGCAUGCACGGGAGCAAGAUCCACAUUGGAGUGGAGAGUAUGAUCAAUGCUGACUUCUGUACCGGAUCGGUGCUCAUCUCGUUCGGGGCGGUGCUGGGCAAGACCAGCCCAGUCCAGCUGCUGGUCAUGGCUAUGUUUGAAGUCACCCUGUUUUCUGUCAAUGAGUUCAUCCUGCUCUCUGUCCUUGGAGCCAAGGAUGCCGGUGGCUCAAUGACCAUCCAUACUUUUGGAGCGUACUUCGGCCUGGUGGUAGCUCGUGUCCUUUACCGUCCCAACCUGUCAAAGAGCCAGCACAAGAAUGGCUCUGUCUACCACUCUGACCUCUUUGCCAUGAUCGGCACCAUCUAUCUGUGGAUGUUCUGGCCCAGUUUCAAUUCUGCCGUCACGGCCCAUGGUGAUGACCAGCACCGCACAGCCAUGAACACCUACUACUCCCUGGCGUCCUGCACCCUGGCCACCUAUGGCUUCUCUGCACUGGUCAGCCACGAGGGCAAGCUCGACAUGGUGCACAUCCAAAAUGCUGCUCUGGCUGGAGGAGUUGCUGUGGGAACGGCCGGUGAGAUGAUGCUCACUCCAUUCGGCUCCAUGAUCGUUGGCUUCCUGGCAGGAACCAUCUCUGUCCUGGGUUUCAAGUACCUCUCGCCCCUCCUGGAGUCGAAGCUGAAGAUUCAGGACACUUGUGGCGUCCACAACCUGCAUGGGAUGCCUGGUGUCCUGGGGGCCAUCGUUGGAGCCAUCACUGCCGCUGUCGCCACCAAGGACGUCUACGGAGACGGUAUGGAGGACGUGUUCCCUGACAUCCACUCUGGUGAAGUGACGGCUGCAUUCCAGGGCAUAAAGCAGGCCAUCUCUCUGGCCGUCACACUGGGAAUGGCCCUCAUUGGUGGACUUGUUGUCGGUUUCAUUCUGAAGCUCCCCAUCUACGGAGCUCCUCCAGACACUAUAUGCUUCGAGGAUGGCAUCUACUGGGAGCUUCCUGGAGAGGAAGGUGCUCACGAGGAGAUGACCGACGUGCGAACGGAAGCAGCGGAUCCAGAAACGCACAAACUCAACAAUUAAAUACACACACAUACAAACCUCAGUGUCAAUAUUCCGUCACUUGAACUCAAAACGCCAUACAUGAUACAAUCAGGGAAAUGGGAAACACAGGAUGCCUGUAAAUGUUUUUCCUAUUGAUGUCAACAAUACUCUUGAGUCAGCUUGUUGUGAGUCACUGAAGCUUGUAGAGUUUAUUUGUAAGUAAAAGUAACCAGACUAAGAUUUUCACCGUUUCUGUUAAGCAGCAUGUUUAAUGCGUCAUCUAGACUGCUCUAGAAUGCUCUUUCUUACUACUGAGGGUUCCUUGCAACCUCUUCUAAGUUGCCAUGAUGCUGGGAAGCUAUAAUGCUAUGCUGUGGCUUUUUGGAAUUGAGUGUGGAUUUUUAUUUUCUUAUUCCUAUCCCUUUCCCCAAAUUGCCUUCGGGCCAUGUUACUUUAUAACCAAAGAAUUGUCCUUAGUAGCCAUCAACUUGUAGGCCUUUGUGAUAAGUAAACAUAAAUAAAACUUCCAAUAAUAGUUGACAUUUUUUGACGUAGAGGUAUAAUAUUUUAUGAUUAAGUGAACCAUGAGACAUAUACAUUUGAUGUUUGAGUAUUACCUCUUCAUGCUGGGUUUGGGAAUGGGAUUCAAAAGUGUUUUCCUUGUAGGUCUUUGUAUUUCUGUAGAGUAUAUGCUACCUAUUUUGAUGUACCUCACUUAUGUACAGUUAUGUGAAUUGUACAGAAAUGCUUAGGCAUGACAUGGGAUUCCAUAGAGAAAUAAAAAACACGUCAUUUAUUACUUUAAAUAAUAAAAGUCACGCUUGAAAACGG
Hypomesus transpacificus is the source of this 2368-nucleotide messenger RNA. RefSeq names its product Rh family B glycoprotein (gene rhbg). Gene Ontology annotation, molecular function: ammonium channel activity. Gene Ontology annotation, cellular component: plasma membrane. The record is from RefSeq and is a predicted model, not a curated record. Bases 182 to 1576 code for a protein of 464 amino acids. The transcript is spliced from 10 exons. Gene Ontology annotation, biological process: ammonium transmembrane transport; ammonium homeostasis. Lineage: Eukaryota; Metazoa; Chordata; Actinopteri; Osmeriformes; Osmeridae.